CAACAUUUUCCAACUUGGCCCAACCCUGCCAAAUGAAGUCUGUCGUUGCUUUCGGAGUCGCCGCGUUGGCCGGUGCCGUGUCGGCCGCCCCGUGUGAUAUCUCUGCCGUGUUGGGCAACUUGAUCCCCCUGGCUGCCGACCCCAACCUUGUGACGUGCAGUACCGAUUCCGGCUACAACUUCCUCGUCAGUGGCGCAUCUGGCAUCCCGCCUACGACUGACCAAGUGACCAAGCUCUCGUCCAGCACGGCGUGCAAGACGUUGUAUGCCAACCUUGGCGGCAUCGUGUCCAAGAUCUCUCCUUCGUGCACGUUGGGCGGCGUGGAGACGUCGACGUUUGCGACCUUGUCCAUCCCGGACGCGCUCUCCGCCAUCUUCACGGCCAUCAAGUCGAGUAACGUCACCGCGCCCACGACCACCACGAUCAAUGCGCCCACCGCCACUCCCGCACCCACCACGACCCCCAAAUCGUCUGCCGUCACGUCGGCCAUCUCCCUGGCUGCCGUCGGAUUGGCGGUGUACAGCAUGACCAACUAACACUAAAAUCCUAGUUUUGAAAAAUACUUUCGUACACUGUGUCUUUGAUGCUGU
This is a messenger RNA of Aphanomyces astaci, 590 nucleotides long. RefSeq lists its product as hypothetical. Bases 33 to 536 code for a protein of 167 amino acids. NCBI's taxonomy places the organism in Eukaryota, Oomycota, Saprolegniomycetes, Saprolegniales, Verrucalvaceae. Gene Ontology annotation, cellular component: extracellular region. The transcript has a single exon. The record is from RefSeq and is a predicted model, not a curated record.